Molecule: messenger RNA, 6055 nt
Organism: Biomphalaria glabrata
Lineage: Eukaryota; Metazoa; Mollusca; Gastropoda; Planorbidae
Product: protein numb-like
Exons: 10
Coding region: 995-2647 (550 amino acids)
Source: RefSeq, a predicted model, not a curated record
CAUGACUCGAACUGUGUUUCGAGUGUUGUCCAAGCUUUAGUAACAGUUUGACCAGACGUUGAAAAGACACACAUAAGUCAGGGUUGAGAUCUAUGACUUGAGCCUGCUGUUUCUGCUCGCUUGCCAUAGCGCUAUAGCAACAGUUUGACCAGACACUGAGAAGACACACAUUAGUGUUAAGGUCUAUGACUUGUUUAGCGUGUUCUGCUUUCGCUCGCUGGCCUACAGGUCGUGAGUGUACCCCUCUUUGUAGUUCUUUUCUUGGGCUUUGACCCAUUUUCAACUAUGUAGUAAUCACAUCUAGAUCUAGUAGCGUUUACAACUUGAUCUUUAUCCGAACUUGUUUCCAUCGCUAGUUGACUGUCGCGCUCUCCCCUCCCCUCCUCCAUUUUGUUUACGUUUAGUGUCAACGCACGAGACAGGCAUCCGCGGUCACGGUUGAUGUAGCAGGAGACAGUCGAUUCAUAUGCAAAACGUACUGUGCAGCCAGACUAGUAAAUAGGUUACGUUUGAAUCAAGACCCAAGUAGGGCUUAGUGGUGCAGGUUUACAAGACCUACCUACAUACUCUAAAUAGCCCCUCCCCCCUCCCACGUAUCAGUUUGUUUAGACAAGACCGCAACUGUUGUCCUGCUUUAGUCAGUUCAGACAGACGUAGAAAGAAUUAGAGACCUCUGAAUGUUAGCAGCUAAUUAUUACUUGUUCAAACCUUUUUCUUCUGGGAGUGUUUUCACUACUCUGUUGUUAGAACAACACUUGAUGUCUUGUUAGUAAGACCAGUGUUCUGUUUAUUGAAACCAAACAUGUUCUUUAAUGCUAAAAGACAACAUUGUCAAGUAUACAAACACUUGAAGUGUGGUACAGGACGCACCAUCAACUGAUGACUUUUGGUCAGAUGAAUGUUUUUGAAAUGUGUGUUGAUAUAAUGUGUUCCUAAUGAAGGAUUUUUGUAACUUUGUAGUGUGCUGAAACUGAAAAGAAAUAAAUUUCCAACGAUGGAGAGGUCAGAGUCAGGGAGUAAGAGAUUUGGACGCUACAGAAAUAUAAUGCAAAGCCUCAGACGAAGGCUUAGCUUUCGGAAGAAAAAAGACCAUGUUCCAGAAUGCUCUAAGCCUCAUCAGUGGCAGGAAGAUGAAAAGAAAGUUCGAGAAGGAACCUGUAGCUUCCAAGUUCGGUACUUAGGCUACAUAGAAGUCUUUGAUUCCAGAGGAAUGCAUAUAUGUGAAGAAGCUGUUAAAGCUUUGAAAUCAUGUAAGGGAAAGUAUCAGAGAGCUGUAUUAUAUGUGUCAGGUGAUGCCCUGAGAGUGGUAGAUGAAAUUAGCAAGAGCAUGAUUGUGGACCAGACCAUUGAGAAAGUCUCCUUCUGUGCACCAGACCGAAACCAUGAGAAAGGCUUCGCCUACAUCUGUAGAGAUGGAACAACGAGAAGGUGGAUGUGUCAUGGCUUCCUGGCUGUGAAAGAAUCCAUGAAUGAGACUUGCAUGGGAGAGAGGUUGAGCCAUGCGGUAGGCUGUGCCUUUGCUAUUUGCCUGGAAAAGAAACAGAAGCGUGACAAAGAGACAGGGGUUACAGUGACCUACAACCAGUCCAGGACUUGCUUUGAGAGAACUGGAUCCUUCCGUCAGACAACUCUUACUGAAAGAAUAGUUGACCCACAGAGUGCUAUUCUUGCAGAACCUGUUCCACUGAGAGCAGCCAGCAACCCAUAUGCUGUUCAGAGACCACAUGCAACACCCAAUCUAUUGGAACGCCAGGGCUCAUUCAGAGGGUUUGAGAAGCUCCAAGAAGUCUCUUCACCAUUCAAAAGAACUCUGUCAUUGAGGCUGAAUGAGCUGCCCUCCACUUUGCAAAGACAGAAUGCUGUCAUGGAAUCACCUACACAAAAUGGCAAUGGUGCUGUUGGAGGUACAAUCCCAGAAGUGUCCCAGGAGCAGGAAGAUUCUAUUGCUCAAAUGUGCCAGCAACUGACUCAAGGCUUGACAGCACUCACUUCGGAUGAUCCAUUCUCAAGUGCCCCUGUCGCACUGACCCAUCAAACAUCUUUACCCACAUACUUUCAGAAUCAUGCCCCACUAACACGGCAACACACAUUGCCUGCUUCACAAAAUGCGAGUAUCAAUCCAUGGGGAGCAACCAGUACAUCUCAGUAUGCUCCCACAACAUGGGGUAUUGCAACAGUGGCUGCUGGAACUGGCCAGUCUAGCACCAACAAUCCCUUUGUUACCACCACUGCACCAACAUAUCCAGUCUCAGCAACAUUUAAUGGCACACAUCAGACACUCCCUCAGCAGACACAGUCGGGGGGAACACUUCAGCAGCAGCAACAUGCGUUUGCCCAUGGUCGCAGCCAUUCCAUUGACACUGGGGAAAUGUCCAGCCAGCAUUGGCAGCAGACCUACCAGCUAAGGAAGCCAGACAGCAGCAGUUCCUACCAGUCCCAAAAUGGUGCUGUAUCAUCCACCUCCUCUGCCAGUUCCUCUAACCUGUGGCCUACAUCGGCACCAGCGGCACCUUUCACAUCUGCCCCUGGCCCAGGAGUGGAUCCUUUCGAUGUUGCCUGGGCAGCCAAAUCUCUAGGAAAACCAGCGGCAACAUCCACUAACACACUGGGGAGCAAAUCUGUGAAGCAAUUUGAAGUGAAGUUAUAGUGUCAGAACUAGGACAAUGUUAAUCUACAGUUGUAAUCAUCUGAUUUACUCUCACCUUGGACACAUUUUGUAUCAUUUCCGUGACGCAGCACUUCAGUUUCAAAUGUCAGUGUGGAGGAGGUUUUGUUAACUUACACAAAGAACAGGAGUUAUCUAAAACUAUGGGAUUAUUUUUUUAGUUAAAAAAAACAAAACAAAUGAAUGCUGAGACUUUGUUUUAGAUAAAAGGCUUUUGUUUUGUAAACAUUGACAAGAAAGAUACAGAACUAGAAAAAGCUGUGUACUGCUUUGUAGAUGUUGUUCAUAGUUUGGUUAUUAUACUUUUUGAAUACGUGAAACAAUUUUGUUGAUGAUACUGCUUAUCUUAUGAGUGGGUGAUUGCUUUGUGGUCAGUAUGUCCUGUAUCAAUACAUAAUGUGUAUUCAAAUGAAAUUAUGUUGAUGGGCACUGUCUGAUUGAGGAGUUGUCUUUCAGUUGUUUUUUUUUUUACAAACCUUUUUUUUUUUUUUCCAACUAAAAAUGUGAGCUUAGUUGACUUGUAGGUCUGACCACUGAAAACUGCAUGGAGAAUUCAUUGAUUAGUUUUACUCAUGGGAGAAGUUAUAUUCUGUGAGAAUUGUCAUUUUAAUUGACUCAUUUUUAGCAUACAUUUUUUGUUCCAAUUCACAUUGUUUUAUUUGAUGUCUUGUAUAAUAAACAAAUGAUUAAGUGCACUUUUUUAAAACCAUUUUUAUAUUUAUUUUGUAUAAUGUUUUUUUUUAAUUGAAGUACACAUACAGAGAAAGUAAAGAGACAAAUUCUUGUGUUGUCUUUGUAAACAAUUGAAGAGAUGGAAGUGGAUGGUUUGUAAAAGAGAAAGUGAAGAGAUGAAGGCUUAUUGUUUUUGUUUUUUUUUUAGGUAUUAUUAUUAUUUUAUUUUAGUUUUUUUUUAAAAAGGGGAGUGGUCUUGUCUAUCAUAUUUUUCUAUCAGAACAAAUGAGUGUUAUAGUCUGCUGGCUGAAGUAAUUGUAUUGGGGUGGCGGGGGACUAUAAGGUGCUUGACUUAAACAAGACACUUUUAUGUAGAAGUAGACUGAGGGACUAAUGGAUAGAGCUAGUUUUUUUUGUGUUCCCCUUUUAUCAAAACCCUGUGCAUUUCACCAGCCCAGUUAGUCUUGACAUUUGUAUUUGUUCUCUUUUGUGGUAGAAGUCAAUGUCUGUGAGGCACUUAGUAGAACAGUUUAGAACCACUUGAUAUUAAAACUAUCACAUUCAUGGUUUAUUUUUAUCAUUGACAUAAUAUAUGUUGAGGUGAAGUUUCUCUCAGCAUUGAUAAUUGUGCUAUGAAAUCUCUUGAGACAGUUAUUAGUUAUACAUUGUAUUUCCUUGAACGUUUGUCCUUUCUGUUCAAAAAAUCAUUCCUACACAGUCACUUUAUGGAUGAAUAGAUAUUGAGUCUUUAUUUGGCUGAAUGUUUUAGUGGUGUGAGACUUGCCAGAGCUGCUUUAAUGGAUUUGACAUUAAGAGCUACUGACUUGAAGACAAGUCAUGUAAGAGACACAUCUGCACUUAGUGUUCAAUACUUUUAAAUGUAUUGGCAAAUGAACCAGUAGUGAAUAUGUAUGUUUUUAAGGUUGAUUUGUUCUAACCAUUUUAUCUGUGCAAGCCUCGCUAGUAGAUUCGUAAAAGAAACAAGUGAUCAAAUGUUGCUAGAGAACAAAGUUAGGCACUUGUAUAUUGGUCAGUGCUGUAUUCUAUUAUACAACUUUAGUAUAUACUUCUUUUGUAUAUAACUAGAAAAUGUUGUGAGAAAAAUAUUGCCUAUUAUAAUAUAUAUUUAUAUAAAUAUGUUUUCAAUUUUUUUUUGUGUCGUUUCUUUUUUUUUGUUUUUUCUUUUUCUUAGAGAAUAAGAAAAAUAUAAAAAGCAAAGAGGACAUGAUUUUCUAAUGAGCUCCUAGCUACAUAACCCAGAACAUUCUAUUUGAAAAGAGAUGAGCUGUUUAGCCAGUUUAAGUUUACUUUGUUUUCAGAUUUGAUCAUGAGAAAUAUGUGCACUUAAAGUUGGUGGUGAUGAAAUAAUGUCACCAUUACAAACAUUAGAUGAGAUUGUGCCAUAAAGAGUCUAGUGAAAAAGUGUCAUUACUCCUCACCAGUAGGUGGACAAGUAUGGAAAUCAAAACUGAAAUAACUUGAAACAUAAGAACUACAACUGAGGGAAAAAUGUCAUCUUUGUAGUUAGAAAGAGUUUAAAACUAGUUCUCAGCACUUCACAUGGGAAGAAAAUUGAGUGAUAAACUAUAUAUUCUAUAAUUAUAUAUAUAUAAUACUAUGCUAUUCAGAUUACCUUGUACUAAUGUGGUGUGUGUAAAUGUGUACAGCAUGUCUCAUAUAAAUCUUUCUAUAGCAGAUUACCAUUUGAAGUCUACAUUGUUAGUAUACCAGAAACAAAUCCUCUAUAGUAGACUACCAUUUUCUGUUUGAACUGAUCAUUGUUAGUAUGCUAGAAAUAACUUAAUGCCUUAAUUUAAAGUUGUAGCAGUGAUGAAAUGUCUUCAAGUUGUCUCCUGAAUAAUACCUGUUGCACUAAUCAUCUUGUCUUGUGUAGAUGUACCAAUAGUACUUUCUGUCAGCUGCAUUAAUAUGAGACCAUUCAAAAUGGCUUGCAUGUUAUUAGUUCAUUAAUUUUCUGUAGUCAGAAAAAGAAAUUCUAUCAACAUAGAUGGAACUGACUUUUUUAGUGAGGAAACAGAACAUACCUUUUGUUUCUUUUUAGUCUAAACUUUGUACUGAGUAAUCAACUAUCCAUAUACAAUGAUUUGAAUUUAAAUCGUAUGGUUAAGAAGACUUCAAUAUUUAUUAAUAGCAUUAUAUUAAAAAUCUUUUUUUACUGUUCAAACUUGUUUUUAACAAAAGAAAUUAAACUUAUUCAAUUAAAUUAGAUAUUUCAUUAUCUCCUUUAACUGACUUGUGUCUGAAAAAAAAAAAGUUGUUAUCUGAACAACAUGUAUGAUAAUGCAGUGCCAUCUCAUCUAGAAAAUAGUGGUAAUGGAUUGUGUUUUGUUGCUUUCUGUUGACAGGGAUAUCCUUGUCGUUCUGUGCACCAGGCCUGAAACAGCUUAGUGGAGGAUUGAGUCUGUCCUUCAUGAUACUGUUGUCUAGGUAGUUUGAAGUGCCUGUAUCUUUUAGUGACUUUUUUGUUUUCUCUCCCAUUUAUUCACUGGACACAUUUCUAUUGUGAUGAUUGAGGCUUUCUGUGUUUGAUGGCCAGGUCAGUGUGUCUUCAAUGUCUACAUUAUGCAUUUGUUGUAAAUACAAUUUUUGCCUACCCUGCCCCCCUUUAUGUAUGUACUUGAACUUUCUUUGAUUAGAAUUUUAAUUCCUCCCUACAAUGAUGUUCUUUAAGAAUGAAUUAUAUUUGUUGAUAAACUU